Molecule: messenger RNA, 555 nt
Organism: Camelina sativa (false flax)
Lineage: Eukaryota; Viridiplantae; Streptophyta; Magnoliopsida; Brassicales; Brassicaceae
Molecular function (GO): calcium ion binding
Source: RefSeq, a predicted model, not a curated record
AUGUCAAGAGCAAAAGACUAUGAAGAUUUCAAAGAAACUUUCAAAAGAUACGAUGAAUAUGUAGAUGGAGAAAUUUCAUGGAAUGAAUUUGGUUACUCACGUUUACGCAAACGUUCCACUCCUGUAACCAAGUCUGAAAUCAACAAGAUUUAUGUAGAGCUUGGAACUCGUGGUGAAGAUAGAGUAUUUGGAGAAGCAUCCAAGUUUCCUGGUAAUCUUCUAAUUCUUCCAUCUCUCUCAGUUAAACCUAAACUUAAGGAUAUGAUUAAUGUGACUCUGCCAGAAAAAGAGUCUAAUGUUGUAAAUAAUUCGGACAAGAACGAAAAGAAAACUGAGGAUCAAGCUCAAAAUGCAAAGGAACCUCUUGAAACUAUAGAGAUCAAUGAAGAUUGGGUUGUCAUAGAGGAUGACGAUGAUAAAGACUUUGAAUUAUGUUAGCUUUUUGGUUAUUGGAUAAUUCUUGCUUUUGAUGUUAAACUGAUUCUUUUGUUUAAGAUUUUCAUGGAUCUUUUCGUUUAUGGAGCUUUUGUUAUUCUUUUUUGCGUUAUUAUUCAU